Neoarius graeffei (lesser salmon catfish) is the source of this 1365-nucleotide messenger RNA. RefSeq names its product interferon-induced protein 44-like. The coding region runs from base 124 to 1005 and encodes 293 amino acids. The transcript has 8 exons. Lineage: Eukaryota; Metazoa; Chordata; Actinopteri; Siluriformes; Ariidae. The record is from RefSeq and is a predicted model, not a curated record.
UAGGUUGUGUGUGUGCGCGUGUGUGUGAGAAACAAAGUAUAAAGGUGGGACUGAGGGAAGCUGCUCUAACAGUCAACCCAGCCAGAAGCUUAUUGUUCAUCCGGAUUCAUUAAAUUGAAUAAAAUGGGAUUGUUUGGGUCCACACCAUCUCCUCCUCCUUCUCCUCCUCCAUCUCUAGAAUUUGAGAAGCCAUGGAGGACGAUGCCUUGGGGGAGAAAAGCUACUCUGGAAGACAAUCUGAGGAGCUUUAGUCUCAGCACUACUCAUGUUAGGUUUGUCAGGAUUCUGCUUGUUGGUGAAGUUGGAGCAGGAAAGUCCAGCUUUAUAAAUUCGAUCAAUAAUGCUUUCCAAAAGCGAAUCACCUCUGGGGCUCUUGCUGGAGUUGCUUCAACCAGUUUUACCAAAGUAUACAAAACCCAUUAUAUCAAAGGGAAGGACGGCUUAAAUUUACCUUUUGUCUUCAAUGAUAUAAUGGGACUUGAACGUGAAGACAGCCAUGGUGUACACAUACAGGACCUUCUCAAAGCCAUAAAUGGGCUCCUCAAGGAAGGAUACAAAUUUAAUCCUGUUAUGCCUGUGUCUGGGAAUGACUGCAAAAGCAAUCCCAGCACUGGUGAUCAAGCCUUCUGUGUGGUCAACAUUCUACCAGCAGACAAAGUGUCACUCAUGGACGAAAAAAUUGUUCAAAAGUUGAAAAUGAUCCGUGAGGAGGCUUCAAAUCAUAAUUUGCCUCAAGUAGUCAUCAUGACAAAAGUGGAUGAAGUCUGCCCACUGGUUAAAGAAAACCUAAGAAAGGUCUACACCAGCAAGAAGAUCAAAGAAAAGAUGCAAAAUUGUAAUCAUCUACUGGGUAUUCCAAUGAACCACAUCUUCCCUGUUAAGAACUACCACGAGGAGGUGGACACACAUGAUGACAUGGAUGUUCUGAUCCUUAAAGCGCUUGAACAGAUUGUGAAUCUUGCCAAUGAUGCUCUGGAAAGCCAAAAUUGUGAUGAAACUGGGUGAAGGCUUUUAUUAGGGCCCGAGCCCGAAUGGGCGAAGGCCCUAUUGUUCUUGUAAGAGUUCACUAUUCUUCUUCUUCUUCUUCUUCUUCCGUCUUCUUCUUCUUCUUUAUUUUUCUCCGCUGUUGGGCCAUUUUCGGGGCGCUUAAUGGGCGAAGGCCCUAUUGUUCUUGUAAGAGUUCACUAUUCUUCUUCUUCUUCUUCUUCUUCCGUCUUCUUCUUCUUCUUUAUUUUUCUCCGCUGUUGGGCCAUUUUCGGGGCGCUUGCCAUGGGCGAAAACGCACGAAAUUUGGCACCAGUUCCGAGAAUUGCCACCGCUACUCAGAACCAGAAGCCCAAACUUGGCCGGGGCUCAGGGCCUCUA